GGAAAUUGCCGCGCAACGGCUUUAAAUCGUAAAAGUUUUAUAACGAUUGAGAAGAUUUUAAAAUGUCUGAUUCCGACAUUUCUGCCGUUGUGGACAAACUUGCUCAAACAAAGGUUAAUGUCCAACACGAGCUGAGUUUCGCUGGAAAGGGGCUCAAAUUAAACACAGGGGAUGAUGCCAAAGAAAUAGCAGAAGGUAUUGAGAAAUGUCCCCAUAUGACUGCCCUUCGACUUGAAGGAAAUACCAUGGGUGCAGAGGCUGCAAAGGUUAUUGGCAAGGCUUUAGAAAAGCAUCCAGAAUUUGAGCGGGCUUUGUGGAGUGACAUGUUUACAGGGCGGUUGAAAACAGAAAUUCCCCCAGCACUGAAAAGCCUGGGUGCAGCCAUCAUCACAGCACAAGCUCACCUGGUAGAGCUGAACCUCAGCGACAAUGCAUUUGGGCCAACAGGUGUAGAGGGUAUCGUCCAACUGCUCACAAGCACGAGCUGUUACUCGCUGCGGGAACUGCGGCUCAACAACAACGGGCUGGGCAUUGGGGGAGGAAAGAUGCUGGCUAAGAGUCUGUUGGAGUGUCACGAGAGUAGCUCAGCAGCCGGCAAACCCCUGUCCUUGCGAGUGUUUAUAUCUGGCCGAAAUCGAUUAGAAAAUGAGGGAGCUACAGCCUUAGCACAGGCUUUCAAGGCUAUUGGUACCCUGGAGGAACUGGCUAUGCCACAGAAUGGGAUCAACUUCCCAGGUAUUACAGCCCUGUCAGAGGCUGUGGCCGCUAACCCUGGACUACGGGUACUCAACCUUAAUGACAACACCUUCACCGAGAAAGGGGCAGCUGCAAUGGCAAAGGCCUUACCCAAGCUGGAGAAGCUGGAAGUACUCAAUUUUGGGGACUGUUUGGUACGCACAGAAGGUGCCAAGUCUUUGGCUAAAGCUUUAGAAGAAAAGCACCUAAAAUUAAAAGAACUAAUAUUGUCUGGGAAUGAGAUACGCCGCUCUGGGGCUUUGGCUGUGGCAGAGAGCAUGGAGAACAAAGAUGACCUGGUCAAAUUAGACUUAGAUGCUAACAUGUUAGGAGAUGAAGGUGUAGAGAUAGUGCAGGGUACCAUGGAGGCUAUGGGACGGGUGGAUGCUUUAGGGUCAUUCAGUGAUGAUGAAGGUGAAGAUGAUGAUGAAGAAGGUGGUCAGUCAGAUCACAACUCAGAGUCUGAAGAAGGCGAGGACGACACAGAGGGGAAUGAAGUUAACGACCCUCAUUUACAGGUGAAGGGAGAGUCAAUCACCCCAAGUAAACAGACUGGAAAUGCUAAGGAUUUCUUGCAGUUUCCUUCUCCCUCAAAGUUGCUACAGCUUGGGGCAGGCCGAGCGGAUGCUAUUCUAGCUGAACUUGGGAAUCAGGCCCAUGAUGUGGAUACUGCUGUCAGCACUCUGAUCAGGAUUUCAUUAGUUGUUUCCCCUGGCAACAAGAAAGCAACAGAUGCUGCGUGUGAUUGUGCAGAUAAACUGUUAUCUGAAGUGAUGAAGUCAGAUCCAGAGAAGCAAGGUGUACAAGUCUCCAAUGCUAUUCUUGUUUAUCUGGGCUUGAUCAAGGGUGAGGACAAGAAGUACAAAGCGCCGAGUGAUAUAACUGGUCCCCUGCUAGUCCUCACUCACGUCGUCCAGCAGCCUUACUUCACCAAGUCCGCCCGAGACAUCCUCCUCGCCUUCAUCUGCAAACCUCACCCUAACCUGGAGAAGGCGUCACAUGGCAGACAUCAGCUCUUACAGAUGCUCUAUUCUUUCUGAUUCUAAUGGAUAUAGGUAUGCCAUUUUGAUGACAGAUAUUGUGCACUGCGGUCAUGACGGGUGUUUUUGUACUGAUGUCAAGUCUGAUAUUUGUGUACAUUGGUCAUGAAGGAUAUUCAUGUAUUUUGGUGAUGAUGGAUAUUUGUGCACCCAUCAGGACAUGACAGAUACUUGUGUACCACAUUUAUCCUGAUGUCUGUCAGAUUCUGGUGAAUAUAAUAAGUCUGCUAUACUGACUGUGAGGUACUGUGAUACACAUCAUCUGAAACUGAUGGGUCAGUAUGGUAAUUUGGUCAGUCCAUGAAUUGGACCAAAUUGGAUUUUAUACUGUAAUUACACCAGCCUGUAUCAGAGCCAAUUGGACUUUAUACUUCGGUUACACCAGCCUGUACACUCAGUGAAUCAGACCAAAUUGGACAUUAUUCUUUGGUUAUACCAGCCUGUACAGUCAGUGAAUCAGAGCAAAUUGGACAUUAUUCUGUGGUUACACCAGCCUGUACACUCGGUGAAUCAGACCAAAUUGGACAUUAUUCUGUGGUUACACCAGCCUGUACACUCAGUGAAUAAGACCAAAUUGGACAUUAUUCUUUGGUUAUACCAGCCUGUACAUUCGGUGAAUCAGAGCAAAUUGGACAUUAUUCUGUGGUUACACCAGCCUGUACACUCAGUGAAUAAGACCAAAUUGGACAUUAUUCUUUGGUUAUACCAGCCUGUACACUCAGUGAAUAAGACCAAAUUGGACAUUAUUCUUUGGUUAUACCAGCCUGUACAGUCAGUGAAUCAGAGCAAAUUGGACAUUAUUCUGUGGUUACACCAGCCUGUACACUCAGUGAACCAGAGCACAUUGGACAUUAUUCUGUGGUUACACCAGCCUGUACACUCGGUGAAUCAGAGCAAAAUGGACAUUAUUCUGUUGUUACACCAGCCUGUACACUCAGUGAACCAGAGCACAUUGGACAUUAUUCUGUGAUUAUUCCAGACUCUACACUCGGUGAAUCAGAGCAAAUUGGACAUUAUUCUGUUAUUACACCAGCCUGUAGACUCCGUGAAUCAGAGCAAAUUUGACAGGAUUCUGUGGUUACACCAGCCUGUACGCUUGGUGAAUCAGAGCAAAAUGGACAUUAUUCUGUGGUUACACCAGCCUGCACAGCCAGUGAUUCAGAGCAAAUUGGACAGCAGUCAGUGAAAUGCAUCAGUUAGAUCAAACUGUAGAUUCACCAGCCUGUACAGUCCAUGAAUCAGAGCAAAUACUCAACUGAUAAAGUGAUCAAUGUAUAAAGUAUACAUUUCUGGACAACUGAUCUGAUUUGUUAAUGUAAUGCGUUUAGCAAAGUAAAACUAAAAUGUUUUGGUAAUUAGCAGUUUGCACAGUUUAAUUUUUGCUGAAGACCACCUGUAUUCCACCUCUGUGACGUACAUCACACCUGGGAAAUGUAGCAUAUCACAUGUUGCUGGUUUACCUUGAGUGCGCUACUUUCCUCCACCAAUAAAACUGACUGCCAUCAUAUAGGGGAAAAGUCUUCAGUAUGGUGUUUAAAAACAUUUCAAAAAAUAUAUUAAAACAGUCACCAAAGGAUUGUAACAGGCAACAGAUUCACUUAUUUCUUGUACUUUCUUGUAUGUGGGGAAGGUGUGAUACUGUCAUCAAUUGACAAAAUUAUGCUGUCACUUUGUUACUGCCAGUCCCAUUUGUUAUAUAUAAUGUGUAAUGUUAAUGGUUGAUUAAAUAGAGCCUGCUGGCAGUUCGUACAGGAAGGAUUGGUUUGUGAUUUGACUCACUAAAAAUAGGCUGACGUCACGAAAGGUCAGUUUUUAAAAGAACCUGGACAAUAAUGGUUUGACAU
Messenger RNA from Liolophura sinensis, 3619 nucleotides. RefSeq names its product ran GTPase-activating protein 1-like. Gene Ontology annotation, molecular function: small GTPase binding; GTPase activator activity. NCBI's taxonomy places the organism in Eukaryota, Metazoa, Mollusca, Polyplacophora, Chitonida, Chitonidae. Gene Ontology annotation, biological process: activation of GTPase activity; signal transduction; nucleocytoplasmic transport. Gene Ontology annotation, cellular component: nucleus; cytosol; perinuclear region of cytoplasm. The transcript has 17 exons. Bases 63 to 1775 code for a protein of 570 amino acids. The record is from RefSeq and is a predicted model, not a curated record.